Messenger RNA from Psilocybe cubensis, 1827 nucleotides. RefSeq lists its product as uncharacterized. NCBI's taxonomy places the organism in Eukaryota, Fungi, Basidiomycota, Agaricomycetes, Agaricales, Agrocybaceae. The record is from RefSeq and is a predicted model, not a curated record. The transcript has 12 exons. Gene Ontology annotation, molecular function: protein binding. Bases 1 to 1827 code for a protein of 608 amino acids.
AUGCCUGAACUCCAUUCUACCGUCGACAACUCUUCAUCAUCAACUACUAAUAGAGACGCGACCGUAAAGCGGUCGCGAUCUAGUCAGGACACCAAUGUUGACGUCUUGAAUGAAGGAAGAGAACCGAAGAAAAUGAGAACGCCAGCAAAUGAGUUGAACGAGACCUCUGUAUACUCCGCGAAUUCUCUGGGUGGGCUCCCCGUAGAAAUAUUGGCAUUUGAGAUCUGCACAGAUUUAGAGCCGAAAGAUUUAUGGCACCUAUCGUGCACUUCAAUACAUUUUCGACAUAUUCUGAAGAGCUCAGACGUGGCGCCGACUCUGUGGAAAGCCUCCAGGGAGCUUAUUGGGAUGCCAGACUGUCCACCAGAUUUAACGGACAUCCAGUAUACGAAUUUGGCAUUUGGUAAGAAGUGUCAAUACUGCGGAAGAUUCGUGAUGAUCCGUGGGCAAUUAUCAACAGAUGCGCAGAGUUCUCUUGCCGUACAAGGACCAUUGUCGUACUACUUACUUGAAACUGGAAAAAAGUGGAAGAGAGAAUGUUCCUUGUCAGUAAACCCGGCAAGUUGGAUGACUGACAAAAUUAAAGAAUUGAACAACAUAGAAACGCAUGCCGCCAUCUACAAGACAUGGGACGAAAACGAAAGAGAGGAUAACUUGUUUCUUCGUCGUCAAUCAAGGCUUGUCGCCCACUUAAAAUCACUAGGAUGGGAACCCGAGCUCUCUCUUAUGAGCGAAGACGGUUACGAAGAUCUUUUUGAUAUACCUCAAAUUUAUGAUGCAUGCUGCAAUGAAUUGACUGAUACAGUAUUGAUUUCCAUGGGUCCGGACCUCAAUGUAUUGAUGAGCGAGUCCCGCGUGUUAAGACUGCAAGCCGAUCGCAGGGUGUUUCUGGAAAAUCGGCUGCCAAUAUUAUCCAAAGUCGCCAAAGAAUGUGCAGCGCAGUAUUCGCUGUACACUCCGACUCCCUCUGCAGCGGAUUUGUUUAAGGUACAGCUGGUGCGAGACCUAAUAGACGACACAUCAUUAGAACCUUUCACUUCGGCGCACCUCGAUCCCCUGCGUGUCAAUUACGCACAAAUUUCCCAUGAGUGGCGGACCCAGAUGGAAGGGAAGCUUAUAAGCCUGAUCAAAUCAGCCUGUGGCACUACAUAUAAUUUUGACGAAAGCAGCGUGCUUCGACUGGCAACAACUAUCUUCUCAUGCAAAACGUGCCGUAGCGACCACUUGCGGUAUCCUAAUGUCCUGGCCCAUUAUCAUGGUAUUCCAUAUGAACCAUAUAUUAGUGCUGAAAAGGCACUGGACGAGUUGGAACGUCGAUCACUUUCACAUCAUACCAGGAGCACGAUUUGGAACGACGAAAACGGUAUAUAUUUCAACAAAGAUCGCAUGCGAGCCAUGGCGGACAUUCUCGAGCAGUUUGGAUUUGAUCCGGCCGUGACUACCUCUGAGGAGAUGGAUGCAGCUGAUCCGAUAUUCGAAUGUGUAUCUUGCAACAGUCUCAUUAAGGGACGCUGUGUUUUAAGGUGGAAUAUUCUGGAUGAACAUCGCAUUGCACAUGAUCGACAAUUACUCCCCGGAUUGGGGUCCGUGUGCAACUAUGAAUUGCUUACUGGGGAAGAUGAGAUUGUAGCAAGAAGGUGCAUAGACAGCGAUAACGGUCGCAUAAAGGAAGAGUGCGGUGCUACUCUUAAUGAACACGUAUGGAAGGAGCAUGGCAUUGCCGAACCAGGAGAUUCUGACAUCUUGAUUUCUCCCACAGCAAUGACAAACAACCAAAGCAGAAUGUGGCCGCCCCGAAAAAUCAAUUAUCUCGUGUCUCGUAAGUAG